Molecule: messenger RNA, 2957 nt
Organism: Oreochromis aureus
Lineage: Eukaryota; Metazoa; Chordata; Actinopteri; Cichliformes; Cichlidae
Product: gastrula zinc finger protein XlCGF26.1-like
Exons: 3
Coding region: 382-2211 (609 amino acids)
Biological process (GO): regulation of transcription by RNA polymerase II
Molecular function (GO): RNA polymerase II cis-regulatory region sequence-specific DNA binding; DNA-binding transcription factor activity, RNA polymerase II-specific
Source: RefSeq, a predicted model, not a curated record
AAGAAGCAGGGGGAGGAGACGAAGAAGAAGGGGUGUGCGUACUGUGCUCUUUGCUGUGUCUUUCCACCGUUUUAAAAAUGGGCACUUUUUGAAGAACCCGUUUCAAAGUAUUGUGGAGAAGCGUCGUGUUAAAUCUAAUCGAUGAACGGCUUUUUGUCAGUUCUGACGAGGACAGCUGAGUGAUGUUGUUGGUGAGCUUGGAUUAAAUCAUCUCUAAACAAAGAACUUGUCCUCGUGGUGACUGACUUGGGGAGUGGAGGUCAGUGAGCCCAUUGUCUCUGCUGGUCCGACUCCAACUACAAAGCCGGCCCGCUCGCCCCCUCCUGAGUCUGAGAGGAGAUCCAGAGAGAAAGAAGUGAAAGCAGGCCGAAAACUCAGCACAUGGAUGAUAUCAGCCAAAAACAUCCAGCACCAGCAAGUAAAGAUGAGCCAGCGGCGAUCCCUGUGGAAAAGACUUUUCCCGCUAUGAAGCAGCCCAGAAGACGCAAGCGCGCCAACAGGGAGGACAGAAGCUUGAGCUGUGAUCAGUGUGGGAAGACCUUUACUCAGCUCGGUAGCUUAAAAUCACAUCAGCUUAUCCACACCGGUGUGAAACCAUUCAGCUGUGAUCAGUGUGGGAAGACCUUUACUCAGAUUGGUAGCUUAAAAAUACAUCAGCUGAUCCACACCGGUGUGAAACCAUUCAGCUGUGAUCAGUGUGGGAAGACCUUUACUCAGAUUGGUAGCUUAAAAAUACAUCAGCUGAUCCACACCGGUGUGAAACCAUUCAGCUGUGAUCAGUGUGGGAAGACCUUUAUUCAUAGCUGGAGCUUAAAAACACAUCAGGUCGUCCACACGAAAUUUAAAGCUUUCAACUGUGAUCAGUGUGGAAAGUCUUUUACUCAGAAAGGUCACUUAAAGAGACAUUAUAUGAUCCAUGUUGGAGGUAAAUCAUUUGUCUGUGAUCAGUGUGGAAAGUCUUUUCAGGAUAGAGAUCACUUAGAGAAACAUCAGGGCGUCCACAGUGAAGUUAAACCUUUCAGCUGUGAUCAGUGUGGAAAUUCUUUUACUGGGAUUGAUAGGUUAAAAAGACAUCAGCGCAUCCACAAUGGAGAGAAACCUUUCAGCUGUGAUCAGUGUGGAAAGUCUUUUACUCAGAUGUGUAAUUUAAAAGCACAUCAGCGCAUCCACAAUGGAGAGAAGUCUUUCAGCUGUGAGCAGUGUGGAAAAUCUUUUACUGAUAUUGGUUACCUAAAAAGACAUCAGCUCAUCCACUCUGGUACUAAACAAUUUGUAUGUGGUGACUGUGGAAAAUCUUUUAUUGAUAUUGGUCACCUAAAAAGACAUCAGCUCAUCCACUCUGGUACUAAACAAUUUGUAUGUGGUCACUGUGGAAAGGCUUUUUCUCGCAUGACUAGCUUAAACUCACAUCAGCUCAUCCACUCUGGAGUUAAAUCAUUUGUAUGUGGUCAGUGUGGAAAGUCUUUCAUCCAUAAUACAGAACUACUGAGGCAUCAAAAGACCCACAAAGUGUCCUCCUGUGAGAAAAGGACAAAAAGACAUCAGCUCAUCCAUCGUGGAGAUAAACCUUUCAACUGUGAACAGUCUUUUACUCUGAGAUGCAGCUUAAAAAAACAUCAGCUGAUCCACACCGGUGUGAAACCAUUCAGCUGUGAUCAGUGUGGGAUGUCUUUUACUCAGAUUGGUAGCUUGAAAUCACAUCAGCUGAUCCACAGCGGUGUGAAACCAUUCAGCUGUGAUCAGUGUGGAAAGACCUUUACUCAUAGAUCCAGCUUAAAAAAACAUCAGCUGAUCCACACCGGUGUGAAACCAUUCAGCUGUGAUCAGUGUGGAAAGUCUUUUACUCGGAGAUGCAUGUUAAAACAACAUCAGGUCAUCCACACGAAAUUUAAAGCUUUCAACUGUGAUCAGUGUGGAAAGACCUUUACUCGGAGAUGCAGCUUAAAACGACAUCAGGUCGUCCACUCUGGUACUAAACAAUUUGUAUGUGGUGACUGUGGAAAGUCUUUCUUCCAUAACAAAAAUCUGUUGAAGCAUCAAAAGACCCACAAAGUGUCCUCCUGUGAGAAAAGGCGCAGACCAAUGGGACAUUACCCUGUCAGGGUUCAUUUGAACACAGUGGGAGAAACAGGGGAUCUGAACAAAAGUUCUUCUGGAUGCUGCGUCAAACUUAAAAAGCUUGAGAUCAGGCUUCACAGAAUUCAGCUUUAAUUUCCUGAGAAAGUCAGAGCUUCACUAUGUCUUUGUAGAUCUAGUGAAAACAUGAAAGGGUCUAAAAAGAGGCACUGUGGUACUGCAUGAUGAAGUCAGAAGUGACAGAGAAGUAUGUGAGCGUGGUUCAGGACAUGUAUGUGUGGUAGCAGUGACUACCACACAUACUUGGGUUGAAGGUGGGGGGAGGAUUACAUCAAUUCUGAGCCCCUUCUUUCUUUUUCAAAGCGAGGGCAAUACUCAGGAAAGGAUGAUGACAAUAGAGCUGCAAGACAGGAUGGAAAGAAAAAGAGUUUAAAAGAAGAUCAUGAAUGUUGUGAAGCGAUUGAGCCGCGAUCACAAAAUCUUAGCUUAUGGAGUUAGUUAUCCCAAUACAAGUUUAGCAAGUUACACUUCACUGGCUGUGUCCACAAACAGCAUACAGAGCAAACAUUACUCCAUCAUCUGAUCACAAGAAAAGCAAAAUGUCAGAAGAGUUCACUUUCUGGGUCAAACUGUCAGACCUGUUACUGUUUAUUUGGCUGUUCAUCGUGAGGUAAUUAUCAGUGUCAGUGCUGUGCCACUUCUGUUGUAACUCACAUGAAAUGUGUUUUAAAUGGGCUCUAUUGUCUUACAAUAUUGUGUGCAGUGUUGGUCAAGUUACUUGAAAAAAGUAAUCAGUAACUAAUUACUGAUUACUUAAAACUUAAAGCAACAUUCUCUGACUGGAAGAAAUUUGUUUAACAUUUAAACCUAUUUUCUGCACA